AUGGGCAACCUUCCCUCGGUUCGAGUUCAACCUACUAGACCAUUUAAGCACAGUGGUGUUGAUUACGCUGGCCCAAUAACCAUCAAACAAUCGACUGCUAGAAAUUCGGUAACGACAAAAGGAUACAUCUGCCUCUUUGUCUGCAUGGUCACCAAAGCGCUGCACCUUGAAGCUGUCACCAGUCUUUCUACUGACGCUUUCAUUGCCGCAUUUAGACGAUUUACCUCACGGCGAGGCAUGUGCUCCGACCUCUAUUCUGACUGCGGUACCAACUUUGUUGGCUCUAACAAAGAACUUAAAAUUCUACAAAGGAGAAGUCUCGAAUCGCUGCCGGAAGAUCUAGCGAACGUUCUUGCUAACAAUGGCACAAACUGGCAUUUUAUACCACCCGCUUCGCCAAACUUUGGAGGUCUCUGGGAAGCUGGUGUAAAAUCUACAAAACACCAUUUAAAACGGAUCAUGGAUAACAGAAUCUUGACCUACGAGGAAUUAUCUACACUCUUGGCUCAAAUUGAAGGAUGUCUCAAUUCCAGGCCGCUAUGCCCCAUUUCAACUGACCCAGCAGACUGUGAAGCCCUAACUCCGUCUCACUUCCUCGUUGGAGAACCAAUUUUAUCUGUCCCAGACGAAAAUCUACUAGACCACAAUGUAGAUAGACUUUCUCGCUGGAAAGUGGUUCAGUUGCUAAGUCAACAGUUUUGGAAUCGCUGGAAGACGGAAUAUAUAAACCGGUUGCAAUCCCGUCCAAAAUGGCUCAAGCCUCAAAAGAACGUUGAAGUUGGCGAUUUGGUCAUCAUAUUUGACGAACGAGUUCCCCCAGGUCAAUGGCCACUAGCCCGAAUUACAGAAGUCCAUCCCGGUGCUGAUGGAAAAGUCCGAGUUGUUUCCCUGAAAUGCAGUGGUAAAAUCUAUAAACGUCCUGUCUCUAAAGUUGCACUUCUGCCCCAACAACAAAACUUUAAUUACGCAAAUGAUCCUGAAAAGAGUUGCUGUGAGCCGAGGCACAGCGUGGUUAGCUCGGAAACCAAAUAA
Messenger RNA from Musca vetustissima, 1032 nucleotides. RefSeq lists its product as uncharacterized. Gene Ontology annotation, biological process: DNA integration. The record is from RefSeq and is a predicted model, not a curated record. The transcript has a single exon. NCBI's taxonomy places the organism in Eukaryota, Metazoa, Arthropoda, Insecta, Diptera, Muscidae. Gene Ontology annotation, molecular function: nucleic acid binding. The coding region runs from base 1 to 1032 and encodes 343 amino acids.